This is a messenger RNA of Colletotrichum chrysophilum, 1278 nucleotides long. RefSeq lists its product as uncharacterized. The record is from RefSeq and is a predicted model, not a curated record. Gene Ontology annotation, biological process: transcription initiation at RNA polymerase I promoter; nucleolar large rRNA transcription by RNA polymerase I. The transcript has a single exon. Bases 1 to 1278 code for a protein of 425 amino acids. Gene Ontology annotation, cellular component: RNA polymerase I core factor complex. Gene Ontology annotation, molecular function: RNA polymerase I general transcription initiation factor activity; TBP-class protein binding; RNA polymerase I core promoter sequence-specific DNA binding. NCBI's taxonomy places the organism in Eukaryota, Fungi, Ascomycota, Sordariomycetes, Glomerellales, Glomerellaceae.
AUGAGCCGGCCGCAAUCCAGCCGCAAGAGGUCCGCCUCUGCCGUGUCCAUCAGCGACAGCCAUGACACCUACUACUCUCACCUACCUAGCGACUCAAUCAACCCGCUCAGCCAUACUCCAUAUAUUCUCAGUCAACUCCGCCUCGCUGGUCUAGCGGAGACAGACCAGCCACCAUCACGAGACCAGCCCAAAUUCCCGCAUCGUGCCUGGCAGGAUCCAGAUGCACCAUCCAAACAGGGCGCUGCUGCCGCUGCCGUGGCGGAACAGCUAGAGAGUGACAGCGAUAACGAUGAGGAGGUAGAGCAUGAUGUUGGAAGUAGGCGCCGGCCACGGAAGAAAGACGAGAAAAGGGCCAAGUAUUCAUCGGAGAAAUCGCACUUCAGGCCUCUUGUCAGGGCCAUCUACUCGUUCCUGGAUAAAGGGGACGUCGUCAAUGCCAAGCGCGCUUUUGGCAUCCUCGUGAGGUCCAGCGUGCACGGUAGACCGGUCGACAUCAGACGCAACAAUUACUGGGCUCUUGGCGCCGAGAUACUCAUGCGUGAAGGCGGCGUAGCCGCUACGGACGAGGGAAAGGAAGCGGAGGCUUAUCCUGCCGGAAACAUCCCACGGGUACGCGAGUACUUUCAGGACCUUAUCCAACAAUAUCCGUACAACUUCAAGUGGCGUAGAGCCGUUUCUGCCAUCGACUUCUGGCCCGCGCUGCUGAGUUACGAGGUUUAUCAGGUGCACACGCAGCAUGGGGCCUCGUUACGCAGGCUGGAGAAGGAAGCGGAGGACUGGGAGGAUGACUCGUGGCAGGAAAACUCUCUGGGUGACAGUCAAGAUGAAAUGAUGAUGGACGAUCCCGAGUACAAGGACGGGAUCUCGCGCUGGCAGGCAGAUUCGCGGGGCCGGCGGCUACGUCAGGCAAGAGACCAGAUUAGGCUGCGCACGCUGGACGGCCUCAGAGAGAUCGCUAGUCGUAUGGACGACUUGCUCGAGGACCGGCCAUAUUCUACAAACCCUGAAAUUCUGAGGUUGAGAGGGAUGGUGUCUCUGUAUAUAGGAGACCUUCUUAUCCCGGCGCGUGCUGAGGACGAGGGGCCCAUGUCUGAAGCAAAAGCACGGCGCGAGGCAGAGAGGAAUAACGCACGAAGCACCUUUCAAAAAAUGGUCGAGCAUGGCGGCCGGGCUGAUGCCUUCGUUCAGCAAAUGCUGGCGCCGGAAGAGGAAGACGACGGCCCUAUACUGCCCAUAUUUUCGUCACUUCCCAUCAGAGAGCAUCGAGCAGAUAGCUAA